Molecule: messenger RNA, 1659 nt
Organism: Rhagoletis zephyria (snowberry fruit fly)
Lineage: Eukaryota; Metazoa; Arthropoda; Insecta; Diptera; Tephritidae
Product: ATP-binding cassette sub-family G member 5-like
Biological process (GO): transmembrane transport
Cellular component (GO): plasma membrane; ATP-binding cassette (ABC) transporter complex
Molecular function (GO): ATPase-coupled transmembrane transporter activity; ATP hydrolysis activity; ATP binding
Source: RefSeq, a predicted model, not a curated record
CUAACUCGGCUCAAAGCGCUGAGGUGGCUUACCAAGCAGCACAAGAUAUUCCAGCUUCAGUUAAUGUGAAGCAUUUUUUGUGUGCGGACGUGUCGGCGGAAUGUGAAGCAGCGACGUUGUAUCACAGUUAACGUUAAAGUGUUUUCUAAAUUAUUUUCUCUCAGCAUUCCUAUUGGAGCGAGAUCACCAACCUUGUUCUUGUUUUUUGUUUUUUUUUUUUGUUUUGGUGACUAGCGUGCAUAUGUAUGCAUAAGUAUGUGUUAAUCGCCAUGUUAGCGUGAGUGUUUUACAUAAACGUAGCUAACGAAAAUUGUAAACAAAACAGAAGCGGUAAGAGAACUUGGCAUUUGUGGAUAUACGCUUGUGUGUGAGCGCGAGAAUACAAACCAAGAAUAGCAAAGCAAAGCGGCUGAGCAAGUGACAUGAAAAUGAUCGGCAGCGAUUACGUACUGGAGGCGCAUAACAUUUUCCAUACCACAGAGGUGGAUGGCGGUGGUUGCUUCAAUGGCGGCGGCAGCUCGGCGCUUGUGCUCAAAGGUGUCAAUUUAACUGUCCACAGUGGCGAAGUGAUGGCCAUUCUGGGUUCGAAAGGAAGCGGUAAGCGUGCUUUGUUGGAUGUCAUUGCACGCCGUGCAGAUGGUAUGACGCGUGGUCAAGUAUUACUCAAUGGCUCACCGCUGACUAGAGGCCUCUUCCAGCAACGAUGCGGCUAUGUGACACAAUCAUGCACUUUCAUACCUGGACUGACGGUGGCGCAAACACUACAUUAUACGCCAACAAUACUUUCGGGAUAUUUGAAAAGUUCAAAAGUACGCCAAGUCCUUGCCGAUUUGGCGCUAUCUCAAGUGGCUCACAAGCGUGUCGAAUAUUUGAAUAUGAGUGAGGCGCGUCGUUUAGCUAUUGGCAUACAACUUGUCAGAGAUCCUGUAAUGCUCCUUCUCGACGAACCCACCCAGGAUUUAGAUCCACUCAGCGCUUAUUUGCUCAUAUCAAUACUUUCGAACAGCGCCAAAAAAACUGGUUGUGGCAUUUUGCUAUCCUUGGAAAAGCCACGCUCCGAUGUAUUUCCCUUCCUCGAUCGCGCGCUUUUCCUUUGUCUGGGUGGUGUAGUUUACUCUGGCGGUACGCGUGCAAUGCUGGAAUAUUUUCAUAGUAUUGGAUUUCCAUGUCCGCAACUCGAGAACCCCCUGAUGUAUUAUCUCUGCUUGUCAACCGUGGAUCGCAGAAGCCGCGAUCGCUUUUUGGAGUCCAGCCAACAGAUUGAAGCCUUGGUGGAGCGCUUUUCACGCGAAACUCCCCUAUCUGAUGCGCCACUUAACACAAUGGGUAACGGUAAAGUACCGCUGGCCUAUGGAAAACCUGGCGAACUAAAAGUUUGGAUUAUGUUGUAUUUAAAAUUGCUCGCUUCUACGUUUUCCUGUGGCAUGGCUGGCAUGAAGGCACUCUUUUUGCGUCUACUGUUACUACCGUUGGCGAUGGCGCUUAUGUGGCUCUUCUACACAAAUGUUGGCGAUGAUUCGCAUGGCUUCUUCAGCAAAAACGGCAUGAUUCUCAAUAUUAUUGGCUUGGCAUAUGGCUGUGGCAUUCUCAGCACAAUCUCACUAUUUCCAAUAUGGCGCAAACGAUUUUCACAGGAUACACCCGAAGGCCUGUACUCAG